Molecule: messenger RNA, 3090 nt
Organism: Vombatus ursinus (common wombat)
Lineage: Eukaryota; Metazoa; Chordata; Mammalia; Diprotodontia; Vombatidae
Gene: TMEM127
Product: transmembrane protein 127
Exons: 4
Coding region: 166-882 (238 amino acids)
Biological process (GO): negative regulation of TOR signaling; negative regulation of cell population proliferation
Cellular component (GO): membrane
Source: RefSeq, a predicted model, not a curated record
GGGGAACCUGGCGGGUGGGCCCGGGGCGAGGAGCGGAGGUGACGGGCCCGGAGCUGCGUGGCGCGAACCCCGAGCGGAGGCUUUCGGUCAGCCGAAGGUGGGCAGCGGGCGAGCAGCGAGCAAGCAGUCCUAGAGGAUCGGGCCCAGCCCGGCGGGCUCCCCGGCAUGUACGCCCCGGGAGGCGCAGGGCUGCCUGGUGGGCGCCGGCGGAGAGGCCCAGGGGGCAGCGCCCUGCCCAAGCAGCCGGAGCGUAGCCUGGCCUCGGCGCUGCCGGGGGCCCUCUCCAUCACUGCCCUGUGCACCGCGCUGGCCGAGCCGGCCUGGCUGCACAUCCAUGGGGGUACCUGCUCUCGCCAGGAGCUGGGAGUGGCCGACGUGCUGGGCUAUGUGGACCCAGACCUGCUGAAAGAUUUCUGCAUGAAUCCCCAAACGGUGCUACUACUGCGUGUCAUUGCUGCCUUUUGCUUCUUGGGGAUCCUGUGCAGCCUCUCUGCCUUUCUUCUUGAUGUCUUUGGGCCCAAGCACCCUGCUCUGAAGAUCACCCGCCGCUAUGCCUUUGCCCACAUCCUCACAGUCCUUCAGUGUGCCACAGUGAUUGGCUUCUGCUAUUGGGCUUCAGAGCUCAUCCUGGCUCAGCAGCAGCAGCACAAGAAGUACCACGGUUCCCAGGUCUAUGUCACCUUUGCUGUCAGCUUCUACUUGGUGGCAGGAGCAGGAGGGGCCUCCAUCCUGGCCACUGCUGCCAACCUUCUGCGCCAUUAUCCCACCGAAGAAGAGGAGCAGGCGCUGGAGCUGCUGUCAGAGAUGGAGGAGAAUGAGCCGUACCCAGCCGAGUAUGAGGUCAUCAAUCAGUUCCAACCACCCCCUGCCUACACGCCGUGACGCGGUGGCUGGGCUCCUCUCGCCAGCGCCCUCUUCGCCUGACCCCGUAUCUUCACUCUCCCCAUAAGCAGAGGAGCUCCCUUCGUAUAGCACUUAGUUCUGAUGUCAGAGUCUUCACCGACUCCUCUAAAUGAGAGAUAUUACAUCUCAGACUUUUCAUCUGUCUCUUCUCUUGAAAAAGGAAACUCAUUCAUUUAAAACCUUGUCCUCUUUCUCUCCCCUCCCCCUCCAACUCCAGGUCUUCUCUGCUCACCAUAGCCACUACCACUGGGGUGAUCAUGCCAGUUUUCUCUCUUUCUGGGUCAUGUUUUUAGGACUCAGAUACUCCUCAUGUGGCUCAGAGCAUUUGCCCCUCCUAGGUAGAUUUGGCAAUGUCUGUGAAAAGAGAUAAUGUGUUCAAUGGCCUCCGGGCAAAGGUGAACGCAUUGGUGCAGAUACUUUUUUCCCACCCCACAGCUAUAGCUUUGGGAACAACUGUAUCUGUCAAUCCACCCAAACCUGUUCCUUCUUUUGAUCCACCCCUAUAUAUGAUGCACACUAUGAUGGAAAUCUUUGCACUUUAGUCUUUGGGUUUCCUCCUCCUUUUUGGCUGCAUUUGGUGGGGAAGGUGAGACACUGGUAGAAAUCAUAAGAGUCUCUCUCUGUGUACCCCUUGGUACAGAGGUGGCAGGAGCUGAGCAGGUAAGAACAGUCAGUGAAGGGCCUGAUGGGAACCUGCCUCUUAUGAGAGUGAGAGCCCACUGGACCAGGUCUCUCCUACCUCUCACCUUUUAAAAUAUGGUGAUUUUUAAGGGGGGAGUGGGAAACUAUCUUUUUAAGUAGGGACAAGAAAGUUGUAAUUUUUCAGAUUUUUAUUCUGGUCCCUUUGGCCUCAACAGUGUUUCAGGCCUGAUCCCCUUAUAAGUCCACCUUCCUUCCUCCUAGUAUCUUUUCCAUCCAAACCCAUCCUUCCACCCUCUCUGUCAUUGUUUCCCCUAUUUUGAGGAGGUUGAGUUAUUACUAGGUGAUACAAGAUACUCUGCCUUUCUCAUGGGGUGCCAAGCACUAAGCAGCUGCAGGGGCCUGGUCAUCAUGAUGCUCCUCAUGACUCAGUGAGGUUGAAUUCAGCCUCACAUCAGGAGCAAUGACAUCAGAAGGCCACAGGACCCCGCCACCGCCACUUUACACAUAGGAACUGAAACCGAUGGGAGACCAGAACUACCUUGGAGACCAGGUCAAUGAAGGAGCUAAGAGCUAAAAUCCUUCAGGGUCAGACAUGGUUACUGGAACUACAGCUUGGGGUGGAGGCACUACAGCUUGCUGCAUGCCCACUCUUCACCCCUUCUUGAAUGUACCACUAGUUUUGCAUUGUACAACUGGUUCUUUCUUGCCCUGCCCCUUACCUUUGGCCACUGCUGGUCGCACAAAGACGUCUUUGGCUCUGGCUGAAUUUAGUAUCCAGAAAUCCAAAGUAUGGAGUGGGGAAAACUCAAGAGUUUCUUCCUUACAGCCCAACUUGUCAGGAAGAUAAUGAAGGCAGCUUUCAGAGUGGAUUACCAAGCUAUUAUCUUUAAUAUAUGGGCGCCUUUGAAAUCAGUGUCCAGAUACUGACCUAAAAAGGAAACAUUCAGAUUGCCUGCCUGCCUGCCUUUUCAUUGCCCAAGGCGUGGGUAGUUCAGAGCAAAGGAUUUUGGGAGCGUCCAGCUCUACUGGGUGUUUGGUUGCAAGAGGAAUGUCAGCUUGUUCCAGCAUUGGGCAUCCCUUCAGCCUGGAAUGAACUGAGGUCAGGCUAAUCAGAACUUGUUUUGAUGAUGAAGAUCAUGUCCUACAUCCAGGCUUUCCAGCUGCCUAGAGUUCCUUACUCUGGUGUUCAAUUGUAAUUACAGUGGUGACUCUCACACUCCAUUGGACUUUUUCUUCUUAUGAAAGAAAAAGUUAAAUAUAAAUAGCCUGUGCAUAAAACAGAGGAACUGUAUUAAGUGUUGUAUUUCUGUCAAGUACUUUCAUUGUUGUUGGCACAUUUCUAGAGAGUGGCCAACUUUCUGUGACCAUCCAUUUUAGAGAAGGCAGCCUGGGAAACCUGGCAUAGAUAGUAUCGGGAUGCCUAAGGAUCCUGGGCGUGAACCUCUUGGACUCUUCCCUGUGGUCUGCUUUUUAUUAAUUUUCCAUUCAUUCUCAUUCUUACUUUGAUACCCAAUACUGAUGGUUUGCCAUGUAAAUUCCGCCCCC